Messenger RNA from Andrographis paniculata, 1567 nucleotides. RefSeq names its product thaumatin-like protein 1b. The record is from RefSeq and is a predicted model, not a curated record. Gene Ontology annotation, biological process: defense response. The transcript is spliced from 3 exons. Gene Ontology annotation, cellular component: extracellular region. Bases 137 to 1081 code for a protein of 314 amino acids. NCBI's taxonomy places the organism in Eukaryota, Viridiplantae, Streptophyta, Magnoliopsida, Lamiales, Acanthaceae.
CGCCGUCUGCCUGAAAACCUCCUCCAGUUCUAAGACAGCCCCUCUUUUAUCGUUUUUAAUUUUUACUUUUAUUAAGGAGGAGGCCAAGCUUCGUCCACCUACCUAACACAUUCAGUUAGACAAACAUACAACGGCAAUGGCAAAGCUGGGCUUCAACUUCCUCCUCCUAAUUUUAACUAAUUCGUUUAUGACAGGGGUUUAUUCGGCGGCGACAUUUACAUUUGUGAACAAAUGUGGUUUCACUGUCUGGCCGGGAAUUCUGUCGAACGCCGGCAUAGCGCCGCUGUCGACGACGGGGUUCGCUCUAAAGUCGGGGGAAUCGACUGCGGUCAGUGCGCCGCCGUCGUGGGGAGGGAGGUUCUGGGGGAGGACGUACUGCGCUGAGGAUUCGACGGGGAAGUUUUCCUGUGUCACCGGCGACUGUGGCUCCGGCAAGAUGGAAUGCGCCGGCGGAAACGCCGCGCCGCCGGCAACGCUCGCGGAAUUCACGCUCGACGGCGACGCCGGAAAGGACUUCUACGACGUCAGCCUCGUCGACGGCUACAAUCUGCCAAUGCUGGUGGUGCCGCAGGGCGGCUCCGGCGUUAACUGUACGAACACGGGAUGUUUGGCCGAUCUGAACGGCGCCUGUCCGUCGGAGCUGCGCGUGAUGAGCGCCACCGGCGAAGGCGUCGCGUGCAAGAGCGCGUGCGAGGCUUUCCGGGAAGAUCAGUUCUGCUGCAGCGGCGCGUAUGGCACACCCGACGCCUGCAAACCUUCGCAGUACUCGCAGAUGUUCAAGAGCGCGUGCCCCCACGCGUACAGCUACGCGUACGACGACGGGACGAGCACAUUCACGUGCACCGGCGCCGACUAUACUAUAACGUUCUGUCCGGCGCCUAACACGAGCCAAAAAUCCUCUUCUGGAGCACAGAUCCCUGGAUCCGCCCAAAGGGGCGGGAGCACGCCAGGGGACGGCAACAUGGUGUACGAAGGCGCAUUGGACGAGAGCAGCGCUGCCGCACCGGCCACGUGCGGGCACGUGCUGAUGUUCGCCAUCGCCGCCGUCAUGGCGGCAAUUUGGCUGUUCUGUCAGCUCUAAUUAUGAGGCCGUUUUUUCGUAUUCCCACAUAAGCCACGUGGCACCCCAGCCAAUGUUGUCGGGGUCUAGGCCGGAUGGCAUCACGUGGGUCCACUGCACCGCCCGCUUCUGAUAUUUUUCUCUAACCGGGCGUUGUCGUGACGGUGAAAUGAGUCAUCAACAAUGGCGGCAAAAAUACAUUUAUAGAGAAAAACUAGAUUUGGAAAUUUAUUAAUUAGCAGUAGAUCAAAAUAGAUAGAUAGAAAUUUAUUAAUUAAUUAGUUAGUUUUAUUAGAGGAUUGGGGGUUGAGAAUUUGAAUUUUACAUUAAUAUCGUAGGUAGUUAGGUUAAAAAUAUUCACAUUCACAUAUAUAUAUAUAUAUAUAUAUAGAGAGAGAGAGAGAGAGAGAAGAGUGUUUGUAUUAUGAAUUAUAAAUGUCACAUGUCGGCAGUGGGCCAUUCAAUGAUGACAAAUCAUAUUGAUGCUAAAAUGAUUUUAUUAAUUUA